This is a messenger RNA of Sparassis crispa, 993 nucleotides long. Its product is annotated as Methylsterol monooxygenase. Gene Ontology annotation, biological process: ergosterol biosynthetic process. Gene Ontology annotation, molecular function: C-4 methylsterol oxidase activity; iron ion binding. Lineage: Eukaryota; Fungi; Basidiomycota; Agaricomycetes; Polyporales; Sparassidaceae. The transcript has 4 exons. The coding region runs from base 1 to 993 and encodes 330 amino acids. The record is from RefSeq and is a predicted model, not a curated record.
AUGAACUCAACUGCGCCGUCGUACACCUCGGCAGAGGUGUUGUACGCCAGCACCGACUUCAGCAAGUUAAACUGGCUGGAGACACAGUGGGCGGCCUGGUAUCUGUGGAUUGGGAACCCUGUCAUUGCGACAGGGCUGAUGAGUUUCCUCCUGCAUGAGAUUGUGUACUUCGGUCGUUGCCUACCAUGGAUCUUCAUAGACGCUACGCCGUACUUCCAGAAAUGGAAGCUGCAGCCUGACCGCAUCCCAACGGCCCAAGAACAGUGGGACUGCACAAAGCAGGUCCUCUACUCACAUUUCAUGGUCGAGCUACCGGUGAUUUGGCUUUUCCACCCCGUGGCAGAGAUGUUCGGCAUGUCCACCUGGCAGGUACCUUUCCCAUCGUGGCAGAUCAUGGUGCCCCAGGUUGCCUUGUUCUUCGUCUUUGAGGAUAUGUUCCAUUUCUUCGCUCACCAGGCGCUCCACUGGGGCCCUCUGUACAAGCACAUCCACAAAAUCCACCACAAAUACCCGUCGCCGUUUGGGCUCGCGGCGGAGUACGCGCACCCGGCUGAGGUCAUGAUCCUGGGAGCGGGCACAAUCCUCGGACCAUUGGGGUAUUGCUACAUCAAGAGGGACCUCCACAUCUUCGCAGUGUACGUGUGGAUUACGCUACGCCUGUUCCAGGCCGUGGAUGCGCACAGCGGGUACGACUUCCCAUGGUCGUUGCAGCACAUCCUUCCCUUCUGGGCGGGUGCGGAACACCACGACUUCCACCACAUGGCGUUUACCAACAACUUUGCGACGUCGUUCCGCUGGUGCGACCGCCUGUUCGGCACGGACAUCAAGUACCUCGAGCACCGCCGGCGCAUGAAUGAGUUGAAGAAGUCCGGCCUCAGCAGGGAGCAGUUCGCCGCGGCGGAGAAGAAGAUGCUUGAGCAGGUCGAGGCGGAGGGCGUCGUAGAGGCUGCCAAGGUCGAGGCGUAUCGGUAUGGCAGCAAGAAGGUGGCGUGA